GAUGUCGGAAGUCUACUCGAGUACCGUACCGUACCAAGUUUGGUGCGGUGCCAGGGGGGCCAGGUGACUGAUGGGGUAAUGUUAAACCUAAUAAGUUAAGUUGUUGUCGCUGCCGAGGUUCCCCCACCGAUCCCCUUGUUACCCCGGGCUUGUGAUGGCUACUAUCCCUCAUUCACAAAAACCUCCGUUCUUCUCUCUACUCGUCAAGACCCACCCCUCCCGUCAUACGCCAUCGUUCAUAUAACGUAUUCCCCACAAAUCCGUCUUCAGCUAUGCCAUUCCGAACAGCCCUUACUGAAGCUUUAGGCAUUGCCAGUACGCCUCCCCUCCUUCCCUCACUCAUCCCUCCAUUCACAGCCUCCCGGAAUCUGGUCUGACCCCCAUCCUGUAGUCCCCGUUAUUCAGGGUGGGAUGCAAUGGGUUGGGUGUAAGUAACAUCCAUACUUCGUACUGUAGAAGUACACCUCCCUUCCUGAUUACCUAUGCGUUCUGAUCACGCAAUCCAGAUGCCGAACUUGCCUCUGCAGUCUCCAACGCCGGGGGUCUGGGAAUAGUAUGUUCACUGAUCUCUCCCCACCGCGGCUGGCUGGCUGUCCGUCUGGAGAACGCCGUGCUAAUCGGAUCGGCUUAGAUCACGGCCCUAACCCAACCCACCCCAGCAGAUCUCCGUAACGAGAUCCAGCGCUGCAAGAAGAUGACGUCGAAGCCCUUCGCCGUUAACAUCACCCUCCUACCGGCUAUUGUGCCUCCGGACUACGACGCCUACGCGCAGGUCGUGAUCGACGAGGGUAUCAGGAUUGGUACGACACCCCCGAUCCCACACCGCCGCCUCAAAUAGAAAACUAAUCAAGCACAGUUGAAACCGCGGGUAAUUCUCCCGGUUCCAUAAUCGGGAAGCUCAAAGCAGCAAACAUAAUAAUCCUGCACAAGUGCACAACUAUCCGACACGCGCUGUCCGCGCAGAAGCUCGGCGUGGACUUCUUGUCCAUCGACGGCUUUGAGUGCGCCGGUCACGUUGGCGAGCAUGACAUCACAAACUUUAUCCUCCUCCGAUGUGCAGCCCAGUCGCUAACUACCCCGUUCAUUGCGUCCGGAGGAUUCGGUGAUGGGGAGGGAUUAGCUGGUGCGCUAGCUCUUGGCGCCUGUGGGAUCAAUAUGGGAACCAGGUUCAUGUGCACUGCUGAAGCCCCUAUUCAUGAGAAGGUCAAGAGGGCUAUUGUCGCAGCCACGGAGGACGAUACAGAGUUACUACUUAGGAGGUGGAAGAAUACUAGCCGGCUGUUCAAGAACAAGGUUGCGAUUGAGGCGAAGAAGAUUGAGAAGGAGAGUGUCACGGGGAAGUUUGAGGAGAUUGCGCCUUAUGUCAGUGGGAAGCGUGGGAGGAACGUGUUCAUCACUGGUGAUAUUGACGAGGGGGUAUAUCUCUCGAUUUGUUUUGAUUUCCCUUUAACCCUCCCGUUUAUGUUCCAACAAUGGGUGCUAACAUGGGGCACACGGGUAGGUCUGGACAGCUGGCCCCGUCAUGGGAAUUAUCAAGGAUAUCCCGACGUGCAAGAACCUCCUGCAAAGGAUAGAAAAGGAGGCUGAGACCUCAAUUGAUCGGAUCAGUAAACUUGUUGUUCCCGCUCCUACUUCUAAACUUUAGGGCUGGAGACAAGUUACUGCCUGCCUAUUUCCUCAGCUUGUGCGCUCUCAUACAUGCACGCACACCAUAGAGUACAGUACCUGCAUCUAACGCAUUGUAAAAUAGUCUUUAGAACAAGAAGGGCAAUUCAUUAUCUGUUGAUACCCGCC
Tuber aestivum (summer truffle) is the source of this 1794-nucleotide messenger RNA. The record is from the annotation of a GenBank genome assembly. Lineage: Eukaryota; Fungi; Ascomycota; Pezizomycetes; Pezizales; Tuberaceae.